CCAUAACACAACACAGGGAGAGACCAGCUAUACAGCUCCCCUUUAAACUACACCAGGACUUUUUCCUCCCCUAUCAAAACUUCACCUCAACAUCCUUCAAGAUGAACCGCAAAGAGUCCGUGUGCAGAAACCUGUUUGGCUCAGUGGAUCACGAGCAGCUGCGCCGGGAUUUGAAGCAGAGGCUGAAGGAGAUCGCGGAGCAGGACAGCCGCCGAUGGAACUUUAACUUCCAUACUGACACGCCGCAGUGUGGCAGGUUUCAGUGGGAGGAAAUCCCCGCAGACUGCGCUGCUGCUGUGUAUCAGGAGUCUGUAGAGCUGAAGGAGGAAGCUGCCUGUUCCCUAAAAACCGAGGAGGCUGACAGGUUGAGCGCCAGCGAGGAGAGCGCAAAGACGGACCAGGAGAACUGCUCCAGCAUCUCCAACACGCGCAAGUGUCCCGCUGAAGUGACGCCUGUCCGGAGGAAGAGGAUUUACGCAAAGUCUGCACCCAAGCCCAGAAACAACGCGAGAAUUACAGAUUUCUUCGCAAAGAGAAGGAGGUCCACAGACACAAAGAGCAUCGUGAAUCCUUUCCACACAAGUUCCAGUGAAGCAGCUCUGUGCAAAACAAUAAGAUGAGCCUGCUCAUAAAACGAACUGUUUGUGUUUCUACACAAUAUUUUCAUGGACUGAGCCUAAGCCUAUUCUACUAUUCACUGCAACAAAAUGAUUUGUAAUCUUAUUUUAUUCUAUUUUAUCUUUUCUGAUGUCAUUUUAUUUUAUUUCAUUACCUUUUCAUUUUGAAUGAAUUGUGGUAAAAUGAUACCACUCUGUGAUAUUUAUUUUAUUUAUGAACUUCUAUUUAAUUUCUCUGCAUUUGUUCAUGGAUGAAGUCACAAAUAAGCUUUUAAAUUGUGUCUUUCUUCAUCUCCAUCAGUGUUAUAAUUUUUGUUUCUGUAUGUUUCUUUGCCUUUUUUUUUUCCAAUCUUGUUGGUGAAUGUCUGUAUGCUGCUUCUGUUGAUUAUGAAAAGCACUAUUUUGUAUGAAUUUAAUAUGAUGCAGAUCAACGACUUUGUAAAUGCCUAAAUAUUGCAAUCUCAAUAAACUAUUUUUCUUGA
Molecule: messenger RNA, 1099 nt
Organism: Labrus bergylta (ballan wrasse)
Lineage: Eukaryota; Metazoa; Chordata; Actinopteri; Labriformes; Labridae
Gene: cdkn1ca
Product: cyclin dependent kinase inhibitor 1Ca
Biological process (GO): negative regulation of mitotic cell cycle; negative regulation of cyclin-dependent protein serine/threonine kinase activity
Cellular component (GO): nucleus
Molecular function (GO): cyclin-dependent protein serine/threonine kinase inhibitor activity
Source: RefSeq, a predicted model, not a curated record